CAAAAUACAACAUUAGGGCUUUGGCUUCUCGCACAAAACUGAAGCUGAAGUAGAGAAGAAUUUGACAAUGGCGAGUAAAUUAAAAAGCCUUAGCAAAAGCCUGAACCCUAAUUGGGCGCAGCUCCUCGAGAAGCUGAAAACCAGUGGCUCCAAGCAUUCGCGCAGAUCGAAUGAGGAAACUCAGAGAAGUAUAUUAGGGAAACGCCAACGCCAGGAGAGAUCAGAUGAGGAUUCGGUUGCGGGAAAGCCUAAUCCAUUGAUUCCUACUUCGUCUGACUGCAGUGUCACAGAUGUGGUGGCAAUGGAUUGUGAAAUGGUUGGUGUCAGUUCACAGGGCAACAAGAGUGCACUUGGGAGAGUUACCCUGGUAAACAAGUGGGGAAACGUUAUAUAUGAUGAGUAUGUUCGCCCAGUGGAGUAUGUUGUUGACUUCCGUACACAAAUAAGUGGAAUUCGACCACAUGACUUGAGGAAAGCCAAGAAUUUCAAUGUUGCUCAGAAGAAAGUGGCUGAGGUUAUCAAGGGCAGGAUCAUCGUUGGACAUGCCUUGCGGAAUGAUCUAAAAGCAUUGUUGUUGUCACAUCCAAAGACGGAUAUACGAGACACAGCAGAAUAUGCACCUUAUCUAAAGGACGGACGAAGCCGCUCCCUCAAGAAACUUGCUGCCGAGUUUCUCAAUGUUGAAAUUCAAAAUGGCGAACACUGCCCGAUAGAAGAUGCCCGGGCAGCAAUGAUGCUGUAUCAGAAGAACCGAAAACAAUGGGAAAAGAGCGUCAAGGAUUUAAAAAGACUGAUGAAGAAACAAAAAAGACGAAAGCAUAAAAAGAAGCCGAGGGGCGUAGAAGAAUCAGGUGAAGAAAAUGCUGUAGCUGUUUCUUAGCAUUACAGAAUCUGUGUAUCUGUCCAAACUCGGUUGGAAGAAACCAGUUCUAUGGUGAGUUUGAAAUAGUCUUCGGCUGAAUUUAGGGAGGAGGGGUGGAUCUUUGAGUUUUCGGGUUUUAUAAAAAUACCCCUUUUGUUGUGAUUAAAAAUGUAUGACUACUAUUAAGCAGUGGCUUGGAUCGUAUGGAUUUUACUUUUUUAAAAUAGAUUUUGAAUUCAUAAUGUUGUAUUUGAUGAGAAAAAGGAUAUUUAAAAAUUUAUUUUUAUUAUUGGGGUAAAAUGAUUUG
Messenger RNA from Andrographis paniculata, 1169 nucleotides. Its product is annotated as RNA exonuclease 4. Gene Ontology annotation, molecular function: nucleic acid binding; 3'-5' exonuclease activity. Gene Ontology annotation, cellular component: nucleus. Gene Ontology annotation, biological process: rRNA processing. Lineage: Eukaryota; Viridiplantae; Streptophyta; Magnoliopsida; Lamiales; Acanthaceae. The transcript has 9 exons. The record is from RefSeq and is a predicted model, not a curated record. Bases 68 to 880 code for a protein of 270 amino acids.